GGCUCGAAGAACACCAUGAUAGAUGCCACUCGUAUUAUCGAUUAAAUGCAAAUGAAAUUAGUCGGGCGUCCGUAACAACCACCUGGCCGACAGACAUUUUCUGAUAGCAUGCACUUACAAUCAAUAUCCAUUUACGUCUCUGGCACAAAAACUGCACCAGCCGGCGGCCGACUGUCUGACCGACCCGGCCGAGCACCAGGCCAGCUCGUCUGACCUCUGUGACCUCCCGUGUGACCUCGUUGACCUCUGGGCCGCGGCGGCCGCGGCGGGCGCGGCGGCCCCGCCCCUACACGCAGCCUGGACUGUGUUCCUGUCGAGCCCGCAGGCCUCGGCUGAACGGACGGCCACGCUUAUUUUCCUAGCGCCGAAUAAAUAUUUGAAACGACCCGCAGGACCGUCGAUGUAUUUCACCAAGGAAUGGAAAAUAAACAGGCGUGCAAUCGAUUCGAUAAUUACACACUGCCAAAAAAAGGCAGCCCCUGGCGGCGCGGCCAAGAGGUCAGUGGGGGGGCCAUCUGUUGUCAGCGGGGGCCCAGAGGACGGUCUGGUGUUCCGAUUAGCCCAGGAAUGUAACGAGGUCGAUACUGUUCGUCGCACUGUUGUCUGGGACGAAUAAAUGACUGACCGACGCGCGCGGUGCCGCCGUUGUGGACGGCGCCCAGGGCGUGGCCGCUGGCUGCCGUCGCCUGUCGCGUCGCAUCGUUCCCGACGGCACCGGAAACGUCGAAUCACCGUCAGCCGGCGGCGGCGGACCGACCGCCUCAUGAAGCUUUAGCUAUGAUCGGAAUCCUGUCAGUUAAAUAACCGUCCGCGACCGCAGCGCCCCUGGCGGCGGCGACGGGAAGCCAUCAGCUGACGCUGCCGCCUCGCACCGACCGGCAGACGGCGAGCGGACGCCAGAGUGUGAGGUUCUCCGACUGUGGCUCCGCCGCCACUGCUGAGAGCUCCGUGUCGGCGGUGAUGAGAGUGGUGUUGUCGCGCGCCUGAAUGCACCCUGCUCCGGUGUGCAGUGUCGCCAUGGUACCCGAUCUGCAUGUUCCUCAGAUGUCACUGGCGUUCGGCGAGCCUUCAAUGUGCCAGCGAGGUGCGCCCGUUGAGCAGACAGUGCUGGAGCCGGCCAACGACUACUGGGCCCGUCUGCGUCCCGAGCCGACCUCUGCGGGUCCCCUGCAGACCAGCCUGUACCCGGGGAGCCGGCCGGCCGUGCGCGCCGCGCCGUGCCCGCCGUGCUCUGUGCCGUGCUCGGCGCCGCUGCGGUCCCACCGGGUCAGCAGCAGCUCGGACGUCAAGGACCUCAGCCAGCCGCUGUUCGUGGACACGACCGUCGAGUACGACCUGCCCAAGGCGGCCUACCCUCCGGACAACAGUGAGCCGCUGCUGAUGGUGCACCCGCAGUACUUUGAGCACCUGCGGCAUCGGCGCACCCUCGGCGCCGGCUGCGCGUGCCAGCUCUGCAACUUCUACGGCAGGAGGAUGCCGCACGGAGGGCAGGGCGAGGCCGCCGCUGCCGCCGCCGCCGCGGCGGUGCCGGCAGCUCCGGCGGUCUCAGUGGCACCCGCGGCGUCAGUGUCCUCCACGGCGAAUGUGCACCAAACCUUCCAGAAGCCGGAGGCGCCGCGGCACCACUGGCCGCGGCCGUUCCCUCAGCCGGUGCACCAGCACCAGCACCACCUCCUGCAGCAGCACCAGGCGGCGCAGCGUCAGCUGGCCGCCCAGCAGCAGCAGCAGCAGCAGCAGCAGGCGCAGCAGCAGGCGCAGCAGCAGCAGCAGCAGCAGCAGCAGCUGGCGCAGCAGCCGCGCUACAACUGUAUGGUGGAGCGGCAGCAGCGGCGGGAGGCGGCGCUGGGCUGCACGGCAGCGGCGUUCGUCACGCCGACAGUGAGCUGUGACUCGGACAGCGGCUACUCCAGUGUCGAGCUGGAGCCCAGUGAGUGGGCCGCCGCCGGCCGGCAGCCGCAGGUAGUCCGCAGUGAAGCCCAGGUGCGCGAUGUGCUGGCCAAGCGGAAGCGGCGGGUGGAGGCAGCGACGGCGGCCGAACACGCCGCCGCGACCGCCGCCAAACGACUCCGAGUCAGCUACUGGCCAGGCGGCGUCUCCUCGCUGGACAUGGCUCCCUACCUGCACCGACAGCCGGCCGUGAUGUAGCCCCGCCGGCUACCGUGGCCCUGCCGGUCGGCUCUGGCGGCAUUGACGAGUGGCUGUGUGGCGAUCGGCGCCUCUCUGCGAGAAGAGAACGCGGUGGACCGGCUCGGAGAACCCUGCGCCUUCUCAAGGAACACACUUCCAAGAACGUCAGGCAUUUCGAUCUGAAGACCACCACGCUAUCUCGUUGGCGGAAACUCAGGCUUUUAACCGUCGCGCGCGCUGCGUUGAGGAUCGGUGUUGUGCCUCGGUUGAGACUCGUGUGGGUUCUCAGCGGAGAAGGCCGACGGUUCUCGGCCGCGCCGCGAAUGGGCAUGCGUCGCAGGCCACCUGGCCGCGCGCUGGCGAAUACCUGUUUCUGUGAUUCCUCCCGUGUACGCGUCUCCAUGUGAUGCUAUUGUGGCUUUCAUAAUGUGAUGUCAAAGGACAGAGCCGAGUUAGCUUUAAUUGGUUUACCGUUGAUUUGGUGUUUCUGUUGAGUUACUUUUCCAGGGUGCGUUCGUCUGGCGCUCGCGGGUCGGCCGCCGGAUGGUUUAUUUUAAACCUUGUUAUCUGAUGGUGUAAUGAACGUAUAUCAUUGAGGUCGUGUUCGGAUAAAUAUAGACACGGUGUCAUUCAUCA
Molecule: messenger RNA, 2763 nt
Organism: Amphibalanus amphitrite
Lineage: Eukaryota; Metazoa; Arthropoda; Thecostraca; Balanomorpha; Balanidae
Product: histone-lysine N-methyltransferase 2D-like
Exons: 2
Coding region: 988-2145 (385 amino acids)
Source: RefSeq, a predicted model, not a curated record